Nannospalax galili (Upper Galilee mountains blind mole rat) is the source of this 1400-nucleotide messenger RNA. RefSeq lists its product as uncharacterized. The coding region runs from base 273 to 1400 and encodes 375 amino acids. Lineage: Eukaryota; Metazoa; Chordata; Mammalia; Rodentia; Spalacidae. The record is from RefSeq and is a predicted model, not a curated record. The transcript is spliced from 2 exons.
UUGAUAGUGCAGCAGCUGUAGAAUCUGGGGAUCCCGUCUGUAUUUCUGGGCAGUGCAAAAGCAAGACUGACGAGUCUUUAAGCUUUGCCUGCCAGCCUGGGGGACGCUCCAGGACUGUGAGACCCACGUCUGUAGAACUUUUUGUUCAUCUGUAGGAUUUCUGUGGAUCUCGUCUGGACAAGGAACUUCCUUGUCAUCUGUUAUUCCGAGCUGCACACCUGAGUCAGUGUCAGUGUUUCUGUGUUGCUGUGUAUUUGUGUUGGUCGCGACCCAUGGUCUGGGGAGCACGAUAUUUUGGGGCUCAGCAUGUAUCUGAAGGAUACGUGAACCUGAGCGAAGUGACAACCUCGCCAUCUGAUUUUGUUCUUUCAGUUUUUCUCCGCAGUCGCGCUAAGCGGUACCUUGUCGCCGGCUGUCUAUUUUUGUUGUUUCUGUUGUUUGUCUGCCUCAUUGUGAUUUUAGAUCACCCCAAAAUGGGACAACACCUAACCACCCCCCUGAGUUUAACUCUAGAUCACUGGAGAGAAGUUAAGAGCCGAGCUCACAAUCAAUCUGUGGAGAUCAAGAAGCACCAAUGGAUAACCUUUUGUUCCUCUGAGUGGCCAACGUUUAAUGUUGGUUGGCCUCGGGAUGGGACUUUUGACUCUGAUGUUAUUUUGCAGGUUAAAGCUAAGAUCUUCUCCCCUGGACUAACGGGACAUCCGGACCAAGUGGCCUAUAUAGUCACUUGGGAAAAUCUCUCCCUUGACCCACCACCGUGGGUGACUCCUUUUCUCAGUCCUGCACGAAGAAUCCCCCUCCCUUCUGCCCCUAACCCGGACCCUUCGACCACCUCCUUGUGUCCUGUUGUGGUAAAACAAAAGCCUGUUCUGCCCCCUGAUGAGAGUGCUCCUGCUGAUCUGCUGAAUUGUGGAGACAAGACUGCACACCUUGGUGUCCAUGAUGCACCUACCCAGCAGAACCAACAAAGCUGGAAGUGUGUACCUAAGCCUAAACCUAUUUUGCCACCGGCGGAUGGUAAGUGCCCCUCUGAUUGUGAGUUCGUUGAAGCUAUGCACUCAUCCUGCUAUGCUUCUUUUACUGAAUGUAGAUUUAAUAACAUCCUGUAUUUCUAUACUGUGGCUAAGCCUAAACCUAUUUUGCCACCGGCGGAUGGUAAGUGCCCCUCUGACUGUGAGUUUGUUGAAGCUAUGCACUCAUCCUGCUAUGCUUCUUUUAGUGAAUGUAGAUUUAAUAACAUCCUGUAUUUCUAUACUGUGCCCACUUCCCUUAAAAGAGCCUCUGGAGGCUCAGACUGGAGUCUCAACACUCAAGUAGUAGGACCAGAAAAUUAUAAUUCUAAAACCCUUAGUGCAGGCUGCUACGUACAACCUGGGAAAAAGGCAUGUUGGCCGCAAUGA